Messenger RNA from Pelmatolapia mariae (spotted tilapia), 3156 nucleotides. It is a transcript of the gene aoc2, whose product is annotated as amine oxidase copper containing 2. Gene Ontology annotation, molecular function: copper ion binding; quinone binding; primary methylamine oxidase activity. Gene Ontology annotation, biological process: amine metabolic process. The record is from RefSeq and is a predicted model, not a curated record. The transcript has 5 exons. Gene Ontology annotation, cellular component: plasma membrane. The coding region runs from base 21 to 2303 and encodes 760 amino acids. Lineage: Eukaryota; Metazoa; Chordata; Actinopteri; Cichliformes; Cichlidae.
UCUCUCUCCAAGCGCGCAUAAUGGUAGAGGGAAAGAUGAACCCUUUGGCAAAAUGGGCGCUGGUCCUUUUUGGGCUUCUCUCCAUUAUUCUGAACAUCGUCCUCAUCGGCAUCCACUCCAGCAGGGCACCCAAAUGUUCCCGUGAACGCAUCCACCCGCUGCGAGGCACACACGACGACCGCACCCUUGUGUUCGCUGACCUCACCCGGGAGGAGUAUAUGAAGGUCCAGCAGUAUUUACUCAAACAAAAAGACCUGGCUAUAUCCACCAGCCAGAUCACAAAGCCAUCUGAAAACUUUCUCUUCUUAAUAGAACUGUCGCUCCCAAAGAAAGCAGAGGUGCUGGCUUAUCUGGACGAGAAAGGCUCCAAACCGGUGAGAGAGGCGACGGCAGUGGUUUUCCACGGCGCAAAAAGCUAUAUCAAGGAAUAUGUAGUGGGACCUCUCGACAACCCAACAUACCACAGAGAUGUGACUAAAGAGAGGUAUCAGGUGGAUGUCCCCAUUAAUGCGCGCCCGGUCACCAUUGGGGAGUACGCCUUGUUUUUUAGUUUUUUUGAAACCGAGAUCUUCUCCAAGUUAGAGAAACUCCUUCGAGAAAGCUUUGGGGUAGACAAGAAAAAGACGCUGAACGGGUUCGAGCAGAUGCCUCGCGGAGUUCGGUCCGGGGACAGAAAAACCUGGGUGUCUUUCUUCAGGGAUAUGAGUGGCAUGUACAUCCAUCCGGUGGGCUUCGAAAUUCUGCUUAACCACGAAAGCCUAAACAUGUCACAGUGGAGAAUAGAGAAAUUGCUUUAUAACGGCAAUUAUUUUAACUCUGUAGAAGAACUUCAACACGCAUAUGAUAAUGGGUCAGUUAAGAAAAUCGUUUAUAAAGAGUCGCCUGACUAUGGCUCUCUCAAGCCCAGGAGCAAGCCUCUGCAGAUCGGCCCGCAGCAGUUUUACGCAGAGGGGGCGCGAUACAGCGUCAGCAACAACCAUGUCCUGUACCUGGACUGGAGCUUCGCUUUCGGACUGAGCUCUCUCACCGGCAUGAAGGUGUUUGAUGUACGUUUCAAGGGUGAAAGGAUCGCGUAUGAACUGAGCGUACAGGAGGCUAUGUCGGUGUACGGUUCAGUGACACCAGGGAUGAUUAUUACCAAGUUCCUAGAUUCAAGUAUCGGCAUUGGGCGCUUUGCCCACGAGCUCGUCCGUGGAGUAGAUUGUCCUUAUGAGGCGACGUACGUGGACACAUACCGCUACAUUGAUGUCCCACUCCCGGUCAGGUUUAGAAAUUCUAUCUGCAUCUUUGAGCACAACAUGGGUCAGCCCCUGCGCAGGCACUUCGCCGACUUUUUCCACAACAACUUUGGGGGAAUGGCAAACAGCGCUUUAGUGUUCAGGACCAUCACGGCUAUCGGGAACUAUGACUACAUGUGGGAUUUCAUCUUUUACCAGAGCGGAUCAGUGGAGGUCAAAGUUCACGCAACCGGCUACAUCUCUUCUUCCUACCUGCUUCCCGGGAGUAAAAAACACGGACACCAGGUGGCUGAAAAUGUCUUGGGCAACAUUCACACGCACUUCGUUAAUUUUAAAGUGGACCUGGAUGUACUUGGUGUGAAGAAUGUAUUCCAGACCAAAGAUAUGGAGUAUAUGAAUGUGUCACUGCCAUGGAUGCCUGAUCACUACGCCAUGAUCCCUAAGCUGGUGGAGAAGCAGCUCAAAACAGAAAAGGAAGCUGCCUUGCGUUAUGACACCAAGACACCACGCUACCUGCACAUUGCCAGCAACAAGACCAACCGGUGGGGCCAUCAGCGCUCAUACAGGCUGCAGGUGUAUAGCUUUGCUGGGGACCACCUUCCAGAGAGCGAGGCAGAGGAGAAGGCGAUGUCCUGGGCCAGGUAUAAGGUUGCUGUUACCAAGCAUAAGGAUGUAGAGCAGACCAGCAGCAGUCUGUACAGUCAGAACAACAUCUGGACUCCAGCUGUUGACUUCAGCAAGUACAUUGAAGACAAUGAAAGCAUAGAAGACGAGGACCUUGUUGCCUGGGUGACCACCGGAUUCCUUCACAUCCCUCAUGCCGAGGAUAUCCCCAACACCGUAACGGUGGGCAAUGGGGGUGGGGUCCUGCUGAGGCCCCACAACUACUUUGACGAGGAUCCAUCCAUCCACUCUGCGGAUUCGGUGUACUUUGAGCCAGGCAGCGAGGACAGCUGUGAGCACAACAGGAUGGCUUGCCUCACUCGUGACACCUGCAGCCCCAACCUGGAGCCAUUCAGCUACCAUGGCUUUAAUGGAGUCAUGAAUUUUAAUGACUGGAACUGAUUUUUAUUUAAUUUAUUUUUAUUAUUUUUUAUUAUUUUUUUGCAUUAUGUUGUGGAGCUUCUGAGGCCUGACAAACUCACACGUGCUUGGCCUUAAGUAAUAACCAUGAAGGCCAUUAAAGUGUAUAAGAAAGCUGUUUCUAAAGGUAAAGGUGCACCAGGCAGCAUUUUAUAUAAUAAUCAUAAUUUUUCUCUACAGGACACAUUUAGUCACUUUUUUUUACACAUUUACCAGGAGUUAGACCUGACCACCCAGUUUAUGUCAUGUUUUUCAAAUGUAUUGAAAAGAGUUUUGCACAACCUUCAUACAUUGCAGUUUGCAUUUGGUUACAGCUUGCAUCAUGCAAAACGGUGAUGAAACAUAAGAGACUAUCCUGUUAGGCUGUAAUAAGCCUUUGCAUGUACAGUAGAUCAUGUGUCCUAUACAAUAAGACCAAUGUCUAUACUCUAUAUCUGAUUAUGAGUAUAAUAACAAAGUUGACUUUAACAUGAUGAAUCUCCCAAUGCCAGAUGUCUUAUUCUAAGCUGGUCUACAAAUUACAGCUUGCUGGCUAACUAGCUAUUAUUGCAAUAAGGCAAAUGUUAGUUAUACAGUUUUGCUUUGUUACAUGGUAACAUGAUUUACUAAUGGUUAAAUAUGCUACCAUUUGACAUUAUAUGUCAGUAUUACGAUUUACAUUAGCUGGUCAAAUAAUUUCUCAAGCUAGACGACUAGCAUUUACAUACAUGACUUUUCUACUGAUAAUGUUUGCAAGCAAGAGCCACUGAAAUGGAACUGUGAAUAUGUAUGGUUAUAAAAUGUUACAUUUAUUUGCCUGCACAGUUUCUGAUUUGUUUCAACUACUUUCAGUUAU